GCGCACACACCCCACGCCAUUGCCUACACUACACUACUCCUGUAGAGAGAGAGAGAGAGAGAGAGAGAGAGAGAGAUCAGUCAAAGCAGAGCCAUCUCUGAUCCGCCGUGCCCAGCUCCGUCGCCGUCGACGCCAUGGGAUCCCGCCGCCACUUCCUCGACGACCCCUUCUUCCCCUUCCCACCCUCAUCCUGCCCAUUCCUCGACUAUGACAGCCCAUCCCCCUUCUCCACUUCCCCAUUCCCCGAACUCGACCUCUUCCUGCCCCCCGCGCCACCACUCAACCCCUUCCCCGCCCCGUCCCCCUACCCUUUCCUCCUCCGAGACCUCACCGACCGCGUCGCCGCCCUCGAGCUCGCCGUCGCCGCGCGCCGCCCCGAGCCCACCACCAGGAAGUGCACCUACGUCACCGAGGCCGGCGGCCGCAAGGUCAAGUGGACCUCCAUCGAGAAGCCGCGCGCGGGGGACCGGACGCUCAAGUGGGAGGCCGAGAUCAAGUCCCCCAACGACGACGGAUUCGACCGCAAGUGGAAGUGGGAGGCCAAGGGCGGAUCCUCCAGGAAGAUCAAGUGGGGCGCCGCCGUCAAGGGCAAGGGCUCCCUCCAGCCUUGGUCCCAAGCCUACACCUGGGAGGAGGACUUCGCCGCCACCGACACCAGCGACGAAGAGGACGAGAAGAAGGCCGACAGGAACAAGACCAAGAUCGCCGACAAGCACAAGAAGAACAAGGAAGGCAAGGUUGUCAACAAGGCGAAGAAAUGCCCCGUCGCCACCGUCAAGAUCGAGGAGAUUCCAGACGACAACGAUGCCGGAUGCGUCGCCAUCAGAAAGGCUUUUGCUAAGGGCAAUGGCAAGGGAAAGAAGAAGGAGCUGUCCCCGGAGGAUGCUGCAUUGCUCAUCCAGAUGAACUACAGGGCUCACCUUGCUCACCGCUCCCAGGUGCUCCGCUGCCUGCGUGAUCUGGCUGUGGCCAAAGCCAAGCUCAAGGAGAUCAGGUCCCUCUUCUAUAACAUCUCCUACAGGCGCCGCAUCGCGCAUGACCAUGAAGAGCGCCAGAGGUUCUCUGAAAAGAUCAUUGUACUGCUCAUCACCGUGGAUGCACUUGAGGGACCUGACUACAUGGUGAGGACUGCGAAGAAAUCUAUGCUAGAGGAGCUUGAAGCAAUGCUUGAGGUUGUGGACCCUCAGUCACCAGGGAAGCGGAGGUCGCUGAGCCGCAGGAAGUUUGAUCUCCCAGAGGGUGGAGCAGUCUCCGGUGAGAAGGCGGAUGGUGUGAACAAGGCUGUCAGGAUCAUCAAUGAGGGCAAGUGAUGCAGAGUAGAGGCAUCACCACCUUGUUAACCGCGGGAUAUCAUGCCUGAAUCCUGGUGAAAGUUUGUAGCAGCAGCAUAUCUAUGUCUUAUCAUCUAGGAGAAGUCGAGACCUGAGAGAACUCUGCGCUUUGUUGAGACUUUCCAUUACCCUCGAGGGAUCUACCUCUGCACUUUCUUGUACCUGUAAUGUUAAUGUGUCACUGUGAACCUGUAUUAUGUUGCUAGACAAUGAAUUUGAGCUUUAGAAUA
Molecule: messenger RNA, 1561 nt
Organism: Setaria italica (foxtail millet)
Lineage: Eukaryota; Viridiplantae; Streptophyta; Magnoliopsida; Poales; Poaceae
Product: BAG family molecular chaperone regulator 7
Exons: 3
Coding region: 135-1310 (391 amino acids)
Biological process (GO): protein folding
Cellular component (GO): plasmodesma
Source: RefSeq, a predicted model, not a curated record